UCAAUCGUACAGCAAGACCAGAACAUGGUGGAUGGAUCAGCUAAUAGAAUAUCCGACAGAGAGGGAAAUGAAGCUUCAGAGAUAUAUACAAUCUUUACAUGAAGACCUACAAGUGGCUCAUGAGAGCAAAGUAUCACUACAGGAGGCACUGGUUGAUGCCAAUAAACAAGUUAAAGGUGAUGAUAGUAAUGACUUUAUAAGCAGUGUAUUAGAAGAGAUGAGACAAGAACAGGAAAAGUUGAAUCAGAUCAUUACUGACCAAAGAGCGAAAAUGUCUGAUAAGGACUUGCACAUAGCCAAACUAGUGAAGGAAAGACAAGAGAGAUUUGGCUUCAAGCAACCUAUCAAAGAGACUAGUUCCAUUGGACUACAAUUUAAUUAUCUGAUCCCUUCAAUGGAUAAAUUGGAUUGUCUGAGUGAAGUACAGGUAGCCAAGAAGAAGCUGUUCUUAAUUCAAGGAGACAAACCUCAACUGAUGAAUUGGGAGAAAUAUGGUCUAAGGAUUGGAGUACAAGAAGCUAGUCUGUCCUCUACUGAUACUGUGGAAACAGCAGUGGUUGCUCUUGUAGGAGGACAGUUUGACUUUCCAAAGAAUACAGUACUAGUGAGUGCUGUUUAUGCUGUUUCAUUAUCCAAGUCUCUCCUCAAGCCAUUGCGAUUAGAAAUUGAGCACUGUGUUGAUCUGAAGGGACGACCAGGCCUUACACGAUUUUAAAGUUGCUAUA
Amphimedon queenslandica is the source of this 725-nucleotide messenger RNA. RefSeq lists its product as uncharacterized. The transcript has 4 exons. NCBI's taxonomy places the organism in Eukaryota, Metazoa, Porifera, Demospongiae, Haplosclerida, Niphatidae. The record is from RefSeq and is a predicted model, not a curated record. The coding region runs from base 32 to 715 and encodes 227 amino acids.